This is a messenger RNA of Oldenlandia corymbosa var. corymbosa, 2181 nucleotides long. The record is from the annotation of a GenBank genome assembly. NCBI's taxonomy places the organism in Eukaryota, Viridiplantae, Streptophyta, Magnoliopsida, Gentianales, Rubiaceae.
AUGGACUUAACAGUUCCUGGAGGAAAUGGUGGUGGUGGUUCAAGUGAUGAACAUAACCGUGAAGAUGCAUCAAACCCAAGAAGAGGCCAAAAGCUUUAUCAUCGUCACUCUGCCGAUAUCAUCCAACACCUUGAAGCGUUUUUUAUGGAGAACCAACAUCCAAAUGAAAGCCAGAGACAACAGUUAAGUAGGGACCUAGGGCUUGACCCAAGACAAAUCAAGUUUUGGUUUCAAAAUAAGAGAACACAAACAAAGGCUAACAUUGAAAGAGUAAGCAAUGUGACUCUAAGAAUAGAGAACCAACAUCUUCAUUAUGAGAACAUGGCAAUGCAUGAAGCCAAGGCCCAUCUUUUGUGCAACAAAUGUGAAGGUUUAUGUCAUGGCGGUAGCAAAGAAGCCAGCCAUCAAUACCUACAAACGUUAAAAAAUGAAAAUGAAUUUUUGCAAGGAGAGUGUGAAAGAAUUCAAAGAAUGAUAGCAAACACUCAAGGAAGAAAAGAUGGUCUAAACUCUAGGCCUUUGUCAAACAACAUUCCUAAUGAAUUCGCUGCAAAUUUUGGGAAGAGAAUCAUAGGAGGAGAAAACCCUAGCAAUAGCAAUACAUUAUUUGGUAUCGAUCUACCAAAUAUCUUGGGGUUAGGAAAGCAAACUGUAGAUCACCAGAAUCAGUUUCCUAAUAUACAAGAUAUGGAACAAUCUGUGUUUGUUACUAACGCUACUCAGGCAAUGGAUGAACUGGUUUUACUUGUCACUACGUAUGACCCAAUAUGGAUUAGAUCUCCAAUUGAUGGGUCAUUCAUGAUUCACCAUGAGAUCUACAAGAUGCUUUAUCCAAAAAUGAUAUACGUUAAUUCUCCAACGACUUGGAUUGAAUCAUCAAAAGAAUCAGGGGUUCUGCUUGUGUCAGCUUCACACUUGCUUAAUGUCUUUCAUGAUCCGGGGAAUAUUAUGGACUUUUUCCCUACAAUUGUCACUGAAAGUAAAAAGAUCGAAACACUUGAUACCCUAGGCCAGGAGGGUACUUUAUAUUUGAUGCAUGAGAAGUUGCACGUGCUUUCGCCCUUGGUGUCACCUCGUGAAUUUAUUUUCUUUCGAUACAUAAGGCAAAUAAGUUCAACAAGAUGGAUCAUAACACAAUUUUCAUAUGAUUUCUUCAAGGAAGUAGACCCUUCAACUUCACAGGCAUGGUUGCUACCAUCAGGUUGCAUGAUCGAGGACUUGUCCAAUGGAACAUCAAGGGUGACUUGGGUAGAACACAUCCACGUGGAUGACAAAUCUCAUCAAUUAUACAAGGACAUAGUUCGUAAUACCCAAGCUUAUGGAGCCAAGCGAUGGGUUGCGUCUUUAGAAAGAAUGUGUGAACGUAUUGCAUUUUCAGCUGGACUGGGAGCUACACCAAUGAUCAAUACAGCACAAAGUAGAGCAGCCAUGGGAAAGAUUUCGGAUAAAAUGGUGAAAACGUUUCAUCAGAUGUUAAGUAUGCAAGAGAAAUGUUUGGAUUCUCCCCAGUUGUCAGAAUUUCAGAACAAUGGGUUUAAAGUUUCAUUAAGGAGAUACGAUAAUCAUCCUUCAGCAGCUGGAGCCAAUGGGAUGGUGGUAUGUGCUGCUGCUUCCUUGAGGAUCCCAACUUACUAUGAAAAUCUGUUUAAUUUCUUGAAAGAUGACCAAGCCAGAGCUCAGUGGGAAAUUUUUUCCAAUGAAAAUCCCAUUGAAGAAAUCGCACACAUCCCUACUGGAAGUCAUCCGGGAAAUGCCAUCGUCCUCAAGCAGCUUUGUACUAGUACAAAGGAGAAUAGCAACAUGUUAAUACUUCAAGAAAGUAACAUAGACGCAUUGGGAGCUUCACUGACUUACGCUCCUCUUAAAUUCUCCACGGUGACGUCCAUAAUAUGUGGUGUCGACAAUCCCAAUAUUCCAAUAAUACCCUCUGGCUUCAUCAUUGCAAAUGAGUCUCAUCGUGGAGUUGAUGGUGGUGGACUUAGUCUCGAUGGAACUUCUACUUCUGCUUCUUCGAGUGGAUCAGGAGGCGGAAUGUCAUCGUUGUUGACAUUGGUUUCGACGACCCUGAUGUUUAAUAGUGCUGAGGAAUCAAACAUGAUGGAUUAUAUUGCUGCUACUUAUUCACUCAUGAACUCUACCAUUGAAAAGAUCAAGAUAGCCAUUGGAGUUGAUGGCGAGUGA